Erinaceus europaeus (western European hedgehog) is the source of this 6961-nucleotide messenger RNA. RefSeq names its product DNA polymerase eta (gene POLH). The coding region runs from base 272 to 2401 and encodes 709 amino acids. Gene Ontology annotation, molecular function: DNA-directed DNA polymerase activity; damaged DNA binding. Lineage: Eukaryota; Metazoa; Chordata; Mammalia; Eulipotyphla; Erinaceidae. The record is from RefSeq and is a predicted model, not a curated record. Gene Ontology annotation, cellular component: nucleus; replication fork; site of double-strand break. The transcript has 11 exons. Gene Ontology annotation, biological process: error-prone translesion synthesis; response to radiation.
GGUGCGCAGGCGCGUCAACGUUCCCCCGCUACCCGCGCAUUCCGAUCUCAGGAGCGCGGGCCGCCCGGGGGCUUCGCGGCGAGCCUGCCGGGCUGUGUGGCCUGCGCCCGGACUCCCGCCGUCCCCACGAGGCACAGCGCGCUCUGGGAGACUGGACGGCUAACGAGGACUCCUGCACUUUCCUCGUAGUGAAACGACCCGGAGCCCGGCCCCGGCUGCCACUGUGGCUGACAGCUGACAGCUUUGUCAGGUGCCUGUCAUUUUGGAAAAAAUGGCUACUGGACAGGACCGAGUAGUUGCUUUAGUGGACAUGGAUUGUUUUUUUGUUCAAGUGGAGCAGCGACAAAAUCCUCAUUUGAGGAAUAAACCCUGUGCUGUUGUACAGUACAAAACAUGGAAAGGUGGUGGAAUAAUUGCAGUCAGUUAUGAAGCUCGUGCAUUUGGAGUCACUAGAAACAUGUGGGCAGAUGAUGCUAAGAAGUUAUGUCCAGAUCUUCUACUGGCACAAGUUCGUGAGUUACGUGGGAAAGCUAACCUCACCAAAUACCGGGAAGCCAGUGUUGAAGUGAUGGAGAUAAUGUCUCAUUUUGCUGUGAUUGAACGUGCCAGCAUUGACGAGGCUUAUGUAGACUUGACUAGUGCUGUAAAUGAAAGACUACAAAAACUACAAGGUCAGCGGAUCUCAGCAGACUUGUUGCCAAGCACCUACAUUGAAGGGUUGCCUCAAGGCCCUAGAGCAGAAGGGACUGUUCAGAAAGAGGAGAUUCGAAAACAAGGCUUAUCUCAAUGGCUUGAUUCUCUUCAAAUUGAUAACACCGCCUCUCCAGACCUGCAGCUCACUGUAGGAGCAGUGAUUGUAGAAGAAAUGAGAGCAGCCAUAGAGAAGCAGACUGGCUUUCAGUGUUCAGCUGGAAUUUCACACAACAAGGUCUUGGCAAAACUGGCCUGUGGACUAAACAAGCCCAAUCGUCAGACCCUUGUCUCACAUGGGGCAGUCCCACAACUCUUCAGCCAGAUGCCUAUUAGCAAAAUCCGUAGUCUUGGAGGAAAGCUUGGGGCCUCUGUCAUUGAAAUCCUGGGGGUAGAAUAUAUGGGUGAACUGACCCAGUUCACUGAAUCCCAACUCCAGAGUCAUUUUGGAGAAAAGAAUGGGUCUUGGCUGUAUGCUAUGUGCCGUGGGAUUGAACAUGAUCCAGUUAAGCCCAGGCAACUGCCCAAAACCAUCGGUUGUAGCAAGAACUUCCCAGGAAAAACAGCUCUGGCUACUCAGGAACAGGUACGGUGGUGGCUUUUGCAGCUAGCCCAGGAACUAGAGGAGAGACUAACCAAGGACCGAGAUGAUAAUGAUCGAGUAGCCACCCAGUUGGUUGUGAGCAUUCGCGUGCAAGGAGACAAACGCCUCAGCAGUCUGCGCAGAUGCUGUGCCCUCACUCGCUAUGAUGCUCGCAGGAUGAGCCACGAUGCAUUUGCUCUUAUCAGAAACUGUAAUACUUCAGGAAUCCAAAGUGAAUGGUCCCCUCCCCUCACAAUGGUUUUCCUCUGCGCUACCAAGUUCUCUGCCUCUGCCCAGAAUUCAUCCUGCCCAGACAUCACUAUCUUCUUGAACAGUGACUCAAGCUCUCUGCCAAAAGUACCAGUGACCAGUUCUGAAUCUAAGGCUCAGGGAAAUGGCCCAACAGUAACAGCUGCUAAGAAAGCAACCACUUCUUUGGAGUCAUUCUUCCAAAAAGCUGCCGAAAAGCAGAAAAACAAAGAAGCUUCAUGUUCAUCACUUACUACUACUACUCAGGCUCCUGUGAACAAUUCCCCUUCGAAGCCCUCAUUGCCUUUCCAAACAAGUCAUACAACAGGAGCCAAGCCAUUCUUUAAGCAGAAAAGUUUGCUUCUACAGCAGAAAGAACCCAAUAAUCCUUCAGUAUCCUUACCUGUGCAACAUACAUUGCCCAGUCCUGAAGUGUUACCAUACUGUUGUUCAACAGAGUACCCAGAUUGUGCCCCUGACAGUAAAGAGGUAUUGAAGCAAGGAUCCUCAAAAGCAGAGCUGGAUUUGGCCCAGAACAGCUCAAGCAGACUUCCUUCUUCAGCUUCCAAACCAGCUCUGGAAGCAGGUCAGGAAGCAGCUACUACCCCCAGUCUUCUGACUGCUGAGGACCAGGUGCGCUGUGAGAAGUGUGGCUCUCUGGUACCUGUGUGGGAAAUGCCAGAACAUCUGGACUACCAUUUUGCCUUAGAGUUGCAGAAGUCUUUUUUGCAGCCCCAUACCUCAAAUGCCCACAUUGUUCCUGCCAGUUCUCCUCAAAUCAAAAGAAAUCCCAAGAGCCCUUUAGCCUCUAAUAAGAAACGUCCUAGGCCUGAGGGUAUGCAGACACUGGAAUCAUUUUUUAAGCCAUUAACACAAUAGUGAUGCCCUCAGGCUUUUAAUAUUGUACAGUUUCUCAAGGAAACUCAUAACUAUGAAAUUGUAGUAAGACAAGGAAUUGUUAGAUGCUGAGUUAAGUCUCCCAUCUCUUCAUAAGCAUGAAUUGUAUUUCUAUUGUUAACAAAUGUAAAUAUUCACUUUCAGAGGUAUAGCUGCUUAGAGUUUUAAUAUUUAGAGUUUAAGGAGGCAGUAUCAUUUAUUAAGAAGUGGAAGUGUUGGGAGUCGGGCGAUAAGCAGUGGGUUAAGCGCAGGUGGUGCAAGGACCGGCGUAAGGAUCCCAGUUCGAGCCCCUGGCUCUCCACCUGCAGGGGAGUCACUUCAAAGGCGGUGAAGCAGGUCUGCAGGUGUCUUUCUCUCCCCCCUGUCUUCCCCCCCGCCUCAAUUUCUCUCUGUCCUAUCCAACAAUGACGACAUCAAUAACAACAAUAAUAACUACAACAAUAAAACAAGGGUAACAAAAGGGAAGAAACAAAAGAAGGAAAGAAAAAAAGAAAAGGAAAGACUUGGUAGUUGGGCUGUAGCGCAGCGGGUUAAGUGCAGCUGGCGCAAAGUGCAAGGACCAGCGUAAGGAUCCUGGUUUGAGCCCCCUGCUCCCCACCUGUAGGGGAGUCACUUCAUAAGUGGUGAAGCAGGUCUGCAGGUGUCUAUCUUUCUCUCCUCCUCUGUCUUCCCCUCCUCUCUCCAUUUCUCUGUCCUAUCCAACAACGACGACAACAUCAAUAACAACAAUAGUAACUACAACAAUAAAACAACAAGGGCACCAAAAGGGAAGAAAGAAAGGAAGGAAGGAAGACAAACUGGGGAGUCGGGCAGUAGCGCAGCGGGUUAAGCGCAGGUGGCCAAAGUGCAAGGACCUGUAUAAGGAUCCCGGUUUGAGCCCCCGGCUCCCCACCUGCAGAGGAGUCACUUCGCAAGCGGUGAAGCAGGUCUUCAGGUGUCUUACCUUUCUCUCCCCCUCUCUGUGUUCCCCUCCUCUUUCAAUUUCUCUCUGUCCUAUCCAACAACGAUGACAUCAAUAACAACAAUAAUAAUAACUACAACUAUAAAACAAAGGCAGUGUAGGGUAGAUAGCAUAAUGGUUAUGCAGACUCAUGCCUGAGGCUCCAAAGUCCCAGGUUCAAUUCCCCUCACCACCAUAAGCCAGAACUGAGCAGUGCUCUGGUAAAAAUAAGUAAAUAAAGGUAACAAAAGAGAAUAAAUAUCAAAAAAAAAAAAAGAGUGAAAGGGUUGGGCUGGGUGGCUGCACACCCUGCACCACGUUACCAUGCACAAGGACCUGGCUUCACGCCCUCAGCUCCCACCUGCAGGAGGAAAGCUUCAUAAGUGGUAAAGCAGUGCUGCAGGUAUCUGUCUCCAUAUUUUCCCCUCCUCUUUUUCUGUCUAUAUCUAAUAAUUAAUUAAUUAUUUUUCUUUAGGGCCCUGGAGCCUAAGAGAUCUGGCUCCAAACCUGGCUUUCCCUCUUGGGAGUGUGGCCUUGAGCAAAGUCAUUUGUUGUUCCUCAUUUGUAAAGUUAACAAGGGUGGAACAGGUGGUGAUGCACCAGGUUAAGUGCAUAAGGUAUGAAGUGCCAAGACCCAUGCAAGGAUCCUAGUUCGAGACCCCGGGUCCCUACCCGCAGGCUGGUCGCUUGACAAGCAGUGAAGCAGGUCUGCAGGUGUCUGUCUUUCUCUCUUCCUCUCUAUCUCCCUCUUCCUUCUCUCAAUUUUUCUCUGUCCUAUCCAAUAAAAUGAAGAAAAAAAGAAAAAGCUGCUAGGAGCAGUGGAUUUGUAGUGUGGGCACCAAGUCCCAGUGAUAACCCUGGAGGCAAUAAUAAAUAUAAAAAAGUAAAGUUAAAAUAACUUAUAAAUUAUUUUAUUUAUUUUACUUUAUAGGACAGAGAAAUUGAAAGGGGAAGGGGGAGAGACAAAAAGAGACACCUGCAGCCCUGCUUCACUGCUUAUGAAGCUUCCCCCAUCCCCUUGCAGAAAGGGAUCAGGAGCUUGAACCCUGGUCCUUGCACAUGGUAACACAUGCGCUUAACCAGGUGCACCAUCACUCAGCCUCCCCCCCCCAGAAAUUUUCAAAGGUAAAAAAAUUGUGUGUGGGGGGGAGUUGGGCAGUAACGCAGCAGGUUAAACGCACGUGGUGCAAAGCACAAAGGACCGGCAUAAGGAUCCUGGUUCGAGCCCCUGGCUCCCCACCUGCAGGGGUGUCGCUUCACAGGUGGUGAAGCAGGUCUGCAGGUGUCUUUCUCUCCCCUUCUGUGUCUUCCCCUCUCCAUUUCUCUCUGUCCUAUCCAACAAUGACGACAACAACAAUAAAAAACAAGGGCAACAAAAGAGAAUAAAUAAAAUAAAUAUUUUAAAAAUUGUGUGUGUGUGUGUGUGUGUAUAUAUAUCUAUAUAUAUAUACAUAUAUAUAUACUAAAAUUUGCACAGAUAAGGAACUGAAUAAAUGUAUUAAAAAAUUUCCAAAGCUGGGUAGCUGGGUCAGAGUCUCUUAGUCUUAUCUCCAACACUGCAUGUGACAGAAUGGUGUUGUGGUGUGUCUCUCUGUUUCUCUCUCUCUCCCCCUCUCCCUCCCUCUCCCUCUCCCCCCCCUCAUAAAAUACAAUUAAAAAUAAAAUGGUGGGCCAGUGAAAUAGCUCCCUUGGAUACUGUGCUGCAUUGUGAUGUGUGUAACCUAGAUUCAAGCCCAGCCUUCAUGUCAUUGAAGUGCUAUGGUCUCUCCCUCUCUGUCUUUCCCUUCCCUCUCAAUUUUUUUAUAUUUAUUUAUUAUUUUCCCUUUUGUUGUCCUUGUUGUUUAACAUUGUUGUGGUUAUUACUAUUGUUAUUGAUGUUGUUGGAUAGGACAGAGAGAAAUGGAGAGAGGAGGGGAAAACAGAGUAGGAGAGAAAGACAGACACCUGCAGACCUGCUUUACCACUUGUGAAGCGACUCCCCUGCAGGUGGGGAGCUAGGGGCUCAAACCGGGAUGCUCAAGCCGGUCCCUGCGCUUUGCGCCACAUGUGCUUAACCCCCCAGGCUACCGCCCGACUCCCUUCCCUCUCAAUUUCUCUUGUUUAUAAAAAACAAAAAAAAACCUCUCUGGUUCUCUCUCCCCACUACCACUAAGAAAUAUUUUAAAUAAAUAGUUAAUGGAACACUGGACUUGUAAACAUGAAUUCCUGAGUUCAGUUCCUGGUUUUGCAUGUUCUACAGUGAUGUUCUAGUUCUCUUGAUCACUAAUAAAUAUAUUUUUUAAUUUUUAUUUUAUUUAUUUAGGAUAGAUACAGAAAUUAAGAGGAGAGGAGGAGAUAGGGAGAGAGCCAGAGAGACCCCUGUAGCCCUGCUUCACCACUCAUGAAGCUUUCCUCCCGAAGGUGGGGACCAGGGGCUUGAACCAAGGUCCUUGCACACUGUAAUGUGUGCGCGUAACCAGGUGUGCCACCACCUGGCCCCAAUAAAUUUUUUUUCUAUUUUUUUCAUUAGGACAGAAAAUUGAAAUAGGAGGAAAGAGAGACUUUAGCACACCUGUUUCACUACUUGUGAAACAUCCCCGCUGCAGGUGGGGAGCAGGGGCUUGGAUCUGGAUCCCUGUGUUUGGUAAUGUGUGUGCUUAACUGGGUGCACCACCACCCAGCCCUAAUUUAUUUUUUUUUUCAAUUUCUCCUCUGUCACAAGAGCAGGUCAGAUUUUACCUUGGGAGGAUAGCUUGGUUAUAUAGAAUACUUUCAUGCCUGAGGUUCUGAGGUCCCAGGUUAAAAAAAAUAAUAAAAGAGGAUGGGGGUAGAUAGCAUAAUAUUUAUGCAAAUUAUUAUGAAAAUACUUUAAUGCCUGAGGCUCCAAAGUCCCAGGUUCAAUCCCCACACCACCAUAAACCAUGCGUGUGUACCGCAAAAGGAUCCUGGUUUGAGCCCCUGGCUCCCCACCUGCGGGGGGUCACUUUACAAGUGGUGAAGGAAGUCUGCAGGUGUCCCUCUUAUUUUUUAUUGGAUAGAGACAGAAAUUGAGAAAGACACCUGCAGCCCUGCUUCACCACUCAUGAAGCUUUUCCCCUGCAGGUGGGGACCAGAGGCUUGAACCUGGGUCCUUGUGCACUAUAGUGUGUGUGCUUAACCAGGUGCGCCACCCGUGGCCCCAGGUGUCUCUCUUUAUCUCUCCCUCUCUACCUUCCCCUCCUCUUUCAAUUUCUCUGUCUUAUCUAAUAAAAUAGAAAAAAAAUGGUAGUGCAGGCAACGAGUCACAGCAAUAACCCUGAAGGCGAAAAAAAGAAAAGUGAAACCUUGGAAGCAGUGAGAUAGCUCACCUGGGAGGGUGCCUGCUUUGCCAUGAUACACCCACCACGUGGGAGCAGUACAGCCCACUGGGGGCAGCUCUGGUACUCUGGUAGAGAACAUGAUGGCUGUGCACAAAGGUCUUUCAUGCCUAAGGCUUUAAGGUUCCAGGUCCACUCCCCAGCACCAUCAUAGGCCAGAGUGCUCUGGUAAAAAACAAAAUAAGUAAAUAAGAAUUUAAAACAAGAUUUAUUAAGCAAAAAAGACUUCUCAAUUAAACCUUAUUAAAGUGACAGUUUUAGCCAUUG